Molecule: messenger RNA, 4353 nt
Organism: Ananas comosus (pineapple)
Lineage: Eukaryota; Viridiplantae; Streptophyta; Magnoliopsida; Poales; Bromeliaceae
Exons: 15
Coding region: 894-3995 (1033 amino acids)
Molecular function (GO): hydrolase activity
Source: RefSeq, a predicted model, not a curated record
CUCCAUCAUUUUUUGGUGCAAAUUUUCAUAAAUUCUCUGUACCCACCAACCAAUUUUGGCUGUGAAUGUGUUUGAAUUCAUGGAUAUGUGCUCUUUAGCGAUGUGAUAUUGGAAUUUGGUUUGCUUGUUCAAUUCUGGUGUGUGAUUAGUUUUGCACAAAAAAUGGGUUAUGUACAUAUAAAAAUCAUUAAUGGAUGAGUUAAUAGUGUGAUGCAAGUGUGAUUUUAUAUUGUGUUAUGAUAUUUUUGGUGGAAGAGUGGAAGUUCGGGGUGCUUGGGAUUUGUCUUGAUUGAAGCCCCUUUCUUUCUCAUUUUGUACUUUGGUUGGAAAAUUGAGCUUGUGGGAUCGAGACCGUAAAACAAUGUGAUUCCUUUUGCUUAAAAUCCCCUUUGGUUGGAAACUUGAGCUUGGGAUUUGUCUAUUUCCGGGGUUUUGAGUCUUAAUUGUAAGUUUGGGUUCCCAAUUUUUUGGUUAUUGGUUACUUAGGGCUUGUUUUUGAUGAAGUGUGGUUUGAGUAAUGCAUUGAAUUAGAAACCCCCAACAACUUCUCUCUACAGUAUAUUUACUUUUAUAUCCAACAGAUUCCAAUAUAUAUAAUCUUAUGGUACACAAAAAAGUUUCAGUGAGACAUUUUUUUCCCUGUUUUUGUUAGUGUGAUUAUGAGAUUCGCAGUGUAACUUGUUAACUGAGAUGUCGAUCCAAGAAACCUGCAACAAUUCCUGUCUACUUUUGUUAAGUUAUCCAUGUUUCUGAAUUUUAGCAGGUUAGGAUACUGAAACUAAAGAUUUUGCUUCUUUCUAUGCAGAGCCAAACUACGCCUUGGAACAUAUCUCUCGUGGAGGCACAGGUGUUAAAACAGCGAUAAAUUACGCUUGUUUUUAAAUUUUAGUUCCAUGAGCGCAGAAAAGCAAUCUAUAGGUCCUAUAUUUGAAUCCUUCAAAAUGGAUAGAGUUCGAACGAUAUUGGCUCACCAAUAUCCGUACCCUCACGAGCAUUCGAGGCAUGCAAUGACCGCGGUUAUAAUAGGAUGGAUCUUUUUCAUUUCAUCGGAUAAUUUGCACACCCUCAUACAAAAAAUGGACAAAAACAUCAAGUGGUGGUCCAUGUACAUUUGCCUGAUCGGUUUCUUUUAUUUCUUCUCUUCUCCUUUCAUUAGGAAGACUAUCAAGCCAAGUUAUUCUAACUUCAGCCGUUGGUACAUUGCAUGGAUCUUCAUGGCAGCUUUAUAUCAUCUUCCGAGUUUUCAGUCGAUGGGAGUCGACUUGAGAAUGAACCUUUCUCUCUUCAUCACAAUUUAUAUCACCUCGCUUCUUUUUCUUAUUGUUUUCCACAUUAUAUUUCUCGGGCUUUGGUACUUGGGCCUGGUUUCGCGAAUGGCUGAAAAGAGACCAGAGAUACUCACUAUCAUCCAAAACUGUGCAGUCAUAAGUAUAGCAUGCUGUGUAUUUUACAGCCACUGCGGUAACCGAGCUAUCACAAGAGAGAAGCACUUUGAUAGAAGAAACUCAAAUUGGUUUUCUUUCCCUUUGUGGAACAAGCAAGAUAGAAAUAUAUGGAUAUCCAAGUUCCUUAAAAUGCACGAGUGGAAGGACCAAAUUUGUUCUUCCUGGUUUGCGCCGGUUGGUUCUGCUAGCGACUACCCGCUCUUUUCUAAAUGGGUCAUCUAUGGGGAGUUAGCUUGCAAUGGAUCAUGUCCUCACCUUUCAGAUGAAAUAUCACCUUUAUAUUCAUUGUGGGCAACGUUUAUCGGACUCUACAUCGCUAAUUAUGUCAUCGAACGAUCAACUGGAUGGGCUCUCACUCAUCCUAUGACAAUAUCAGAGUACGAGAAGUUGAAGAAACAAAUGAAACCUGAUUUCUUGGACAUGGUACCUUGGUAUUCGGGGACUUCCACUGACUUAUUCAAGACGGUGUUUGAUCUCAUGGUAUCCGUGACUCUAUUUGUUGGUCGAUUUGACAUGCGAAUGAUGCAGGCUGCUAUGAACAAGGUUCCUGACGAAUCUAAAAACAGCGAUCUACUGUACGAUCAUCUUCAAAACAGAGACGAACUUUGGUUUGAUUUCAUUGCGGAUACUGGCGAUGGUGGAAACUCUACCUAUGCGGUGGCCCGAUUACUGGCACAACGUUCAUUACAGAUUAAAAAUGGUGACUCGGUGCAAAAGCUCCCACGUGGAGACUUGCUUCUUAUUGGAGGGGACCUUGCGUACCCUAAUCCUUCUACAUUUACGUAUGAGAGGCGCUUUUUCUGUCCUUUUGAAUAUGCUUUCCAACCUCCUCCGUGGUACAAGGCUGAACAUAUAGCGGUGGACAAACCGGAGCUUCCAUUUGGGGUCUCGGAGCUGAAACGAUAUCGCGGGCCCCAGUGUUUCUUAAUUCCUGGAAAUCACGAUUGGUUUGAUGGGCUUCACACUUUUAUGAGGUACAUAUGCCACAGAAGCUGGUUGGGUGGGUGGUUUAUGCCUCAGAAAAAGAGUUAUUUUGCAUUGGAGCUCCCAAAAGGGUGGUGGGUAUUUGGUCUCGACCAGGCUCUUCACGGUGACAUUGAUGUGUACCAAUUCAAAUUUUUCGUGGAGCUAUGCCAACACAAGGUCAGAGAAAACGAUUCAGUUAUUGUUAUGACCCAUGAACCGAAUUGGCUUCUCGAUUGGUAUUGGGGUGAUGAUACUGGAAAAAAUGUCUCAUAUCUUAUACGCGAUUAUCUUAAAGGAAGAUGCAAACUUAGAAUGGCCGGGGACUUGCACCAUUACAUGCGCCAUUCUUGCGUUUCAUCAUCGAGAGAACCUGUUCACGUCCAGCAAGCUUGCGUUUCAUCAUCAAGAGAACCUGUUCACGUCCAGCAUUUACUUGUUAAUGGUUGUGGCGGAGCCUUUUUGCAUCCGACCCAUGUGUUCAGAGGUUUCAAGAAAUUCUAUGGAAAUUCUUACGAAAGCAAGGCUACUUAUCCCUCUUUUGAGGAUUCUGGCAGGAUAGCAUUGGGUAACAUAUUGAAGUUUCGAAGAAAAAACUGGCAAUUUGAUAUCAUUGGCGGCAUUAUAUACUUUGUCCUGGUCUUUUCUAUGUUUCCACAGUGCGAUCUUUUCGACAUAUUGCAUGACGAUAGUUGGUCCAUCCGCCUCAAGGGCUUCUUUAGCAUGAUGUGGGGCGCUUUCCUCUACAUUCUAGAACGUUCUUACGUCUCUCUAGCUGGUGUUCUCGUAUUGAUAAUGGCGUCGUUUUUCUUCGUUCCCACAAAACUAUCGCGGAAAAAGCGUGCUAUAAUUGGGGUCCUGCAUGGUGUGGCGCAUCUGACCUCAGCACUAAUCUUGAUGCUGCUACUGGAAUUGGGUAUUGAGAUAUGUAUCCGGAAUCACCUAUUAGCGACUUCAGGCUAUCACACUCUUUAUGAAUGGUAUCGGUCGAUGGAAAGCCAACACUUUCCGGAUCCAACUGGCCUUAGGGCUCGGAUCGAGCAGUGGACGUUCGGACUCUACCCUGCAUGUAUUAAGUACCUCAUGUCGGCAUUCGACAUUCCCGAGGUUAUGGCUGUAACGAGAAGCCAAAUCUGCAAGAGAGGGAUCGAAUCACUCCCUCGCGGCGGCGCCAUAAUUUACUAUGCCUCUGUUUUCACCUAUUUCUGGGUCUUCUCUACUCCCAUCGUAUCGCUUGUUUUCGGAAGCUAUUUGUACAUCUGCAUCAACUGGUUCCACGUUCAUUUCGAUGAAGCCUUCUCCUCCCUCCGCAUCGCGAAUUACAAGGCUUUCACGCGCUUCCAUAUCACUAAAAAUGGCGACCUCGAGGUUUUUAGCCUUGCAGUCGAUAAAGUACCGAAAGAGUGGAAGUUAGACCCCGACUGGGACGCGGAACCGAAGCAACCUUUGCAGCUGAGCCACUUCCGAAGGUUCCCGAGCAAGUGGAAGGCGGCCUCGGGUCCCGACCCCGUCAACUCGGUGCGGAUUAUCGACCAUUUCGUCGUCGAACGAAACCCUAGGGUAGCUGACAGCCAGAGAAAAGGCUAGUUGUGACCUGUUUGUUUCUGACAUUGAUUCUGUACAGUUUUUGUAACACACAACAUUUACAAUACAGAGAAAGGAAAAUAGAGGGGGAAGACAAAAAGGGUGAAUAACUGUAGCAGUAUAACACAUUUUAGCCUCCUCUUUGUCAACCCUAGAUUUUUCAUAGGAGUUGACAAAAAAAGGAAAAAAAAAAAAGAGAAAAAAAACUAGGUACUGUUGGAUAGAUUUUUUUUUGUUUUUUUUGUUUUUUUGUUUUUGUUUUCAGAUGUAUCAGUAAUAAUUCUUUGGAUUAGUAAGUGGCCAAUUAAUGUAAUAUCAGCAGGGAAAUGAGGGAAAAAAAAAUUCCCUUUUUUCAUCAUUA